UGUUAUGGAUGGUCAUGCCGACAUGGACACCAAAGAGUCGCAUGGACUGUUUCAGUUUACAGGAUUUUCUGAUGAUUUGUUCAACGUUGAGCCUGCUCGACAGCGUCACUUUAUUGAUCGAACUUACGUUCCUACUGACACUAUUGAUGGGUGGUUCAAGCAAACUCCCAUCGAAGCUGCUCAGCACUUUAACACAAAACAUGGACCAACUCAUACACUCUAUACAAUUGAAUACCAUUAUGCUCAACACAACUACUCGGCAGCACUCGAUCUCUGUCAUCAAUGGCUGCAGUCUAAUGCAUCUUCAAAAACAUUGUUUAACCCGCGAGAUGUUUUGGAAAUCGCUGCAAGGUGCGAGAUGCGGACAGGUCGUCCCGAAAAAGCUUACGAGUUGAUGCAGCAAAUACCCGAAUCUAUGCAUGAUCCUUGUGUGUUGUUUCUAAGGGGACGAAUACUGUGUGCAACACAGAGGUUUAACCGAUCGCUUGUAUGCUUUUUAGACUACUUGAAUAUAAGGGGUGAAGACUAUACUGCAUGGACAGAGAUCUCUCAUGUAUGCUCAGCAUUGGCUCGAUGCAAAGUAAAACAGGUUGACGAGACCUUGUGCAACAACUGUGUUGGUAACAAUGAGGAUAUCUCGGAUGAAACUGUGAGUCAAGUUUUUCUAACGGCAUAUCUAUCUAUACAAAAAGCCUUGUACUAUCUUGAACGAUCACAUCGUAUCUUUUCCAGACCAGAAAACCCAUUUGCUAUGGCACAUUGGCGAACCGAAGUGGCUUGCAUCAAACAGAAACUAGACGAAUUAGUAUCAAUGCUUAAACAAAUGGGCCAGUAUGUAGAUGAAAACUCCUACAAGAAUGCAACGAUUGACCAAGAUAAACUUGCAGAGGCAGGAUUGGAUGAAAAUGUCAUUCAUCGGCUCAUGACUAAACUCGUGGAAACUAAAUCUGCAGAGCAUGAUGCUGUCAAUGCAGUGAGCAGUUGA
Batrachochytrium dendrobatidis JAM81 is the source of this 985-nucleotide messenger RNA. RefSeq lists its product as uncharacterized. The coding region runs from base 5 to 985 and encodes 326 amino acids. The transcript has 2 exons. The record is from RefSeq and is a predicted model, not a curated record. Gene Ontology annotation, molecular function: protein binding. NCBI's taxonomy places the organism in Eukaryota, Fungi, Chytridiomycota, Chytridiomycetes, Rhizophydiales.